AUGACAGACCAUGCAGAUGGCGUACUUGAUGGAUGCGCUAAAGUCGCUGUUGGUGCCAUACUACCAAACCUCGAGGCCUGGUUGUCAAGGAAAAGUGGAAGUGUAACCUUUAGACUGACUCAGGUACUCACCGGGCAUGGUUGUUUCGGGGAGUACUUGUGUCGGAUUGGUCGUGAGGCGACACCAAAAUGCCACCAUUGCGGAGGAGACCGGGACACCGCGCAGCAUACACUCGAAGAGUGCCCGGCCUGGGACCAGGAGCGCCAUCUACUGAUCAGCCACGUUGGAAGAGAUCUUUCUCCUGCAGCAGUGAUAGCAGCAAUGCUCGCGGAGGAUAGAGCGUGGAAGGCGGUGGCCUUCUGCGAAACUGUACUAGUCAAGAAGGAGGCUGCUGAGCGAGAUCGAGAGCGAGCCAAUCCUGCUCGUAGAAGACAGCGCCCUACAGGUAAUCGGGAAUCAUAA
Pararge aegeria (speckled wood butterfly) is the source of this 462-nucleotide messenger RNA. RefSeq lists its product as uncharacterized. The record is from RefSeq and is a predicted model, not a curated record. NCBI's taxonomy places the organism in Eukaryota, Metazoa, Arthropoda, Insecta, Lepidoptera, Nymphalidae. The transcript is spliced from 2 exons. Bases 1 to 462 code for a protein of 153 amino acids.